GUGAGCUUUUAAUCAAUAUUAAACAUUUUUUUCUCAAAGUCAAUUUUUGGUCAGUCGUUGUUCAUAUUUUAAAGAAGUAUCUCUGCGUGCAUCUUUGGUUUGGUCUAAUAAUAAAAAACAAAAAGAUAAAUUUAAUAUUGAUAGGAGAAAUAAACAAAAAUAAAGCACAACAAUGUCCCUUCUAACUGGCAGUGCUAAUUGCAUUAAGUACACACUCUUCGGAUUCAAUUUAGUCUUUGUGCUGACUGGUAUAAUUUUGAUAGCUGUUGGUAUUGGCGUUGCAGCCGUUUUCAAUGACUACGAAAUAUUUUUAGUUUCGAAUUUCUUUUCGAUUCCGACAUUUUUAAUUGUUAUUGGAAUUUUAAUAUUUAUCAUUUCAUUCGUGGGAUGUUGGGGUGCUCUUAAAGAAAACUACUGCUUCAUAUUGAUCUUUUCCGUUUUAUUGGGAAUCAUUUUCAUAUUGGAAAUAUCAGCUGGUAUCAGUGGUUAUGUUUUGAAGGGAGACGCAGAGAAACUUAUUGAGAAAAAACUCAAAGAAACCAUUUUGAAUUAUGAUAAAGAUGGUUAUGCUGGAACAACAUAUUUAUGGGAUUCAAUCCAAAGACAAUACUUAUGCUGUGGAGUUGAUGACUAUAAUGAUUGGAAACCAGUGCUAAAUACAACACUGCCUCUAAGUUGUUGCAAUCUUCCCGAUGGUACUCAUGGACCAUUCUCUUGUACAUAUGACGUCGAAGACAAAAAUCGUCAUUUAUUCGGCUGUCUGACAGGCUUUUCAGACUACAUUAGUUCACAUGCUGUUAGUCUAGGAGCUGCUGGUGUCAUAAUUGGUGUUAUUCAGUUCUUUGGAGUUCUAUUUGCUUGUUAUAUUGCACGUGAAGUUAAAAUAAGAAAUGGAAUAACUGGUUGGUAUUAAAAACAAUAAAUAUGUACUAUUAAUUUUAUAAGAUUUUUUUGUUGAAUUAACUAUAGUUUUCCUUUUUUUUGUAUAUGUGAUUUUGUUAGUGCCAAUAUUUAAAAUUAAAAAAAUAAACAUAAAUGACAAAAUAAUUGUUUUUAAGGCUAAAUAAAGAGGUUUAAAACUUAGAA
Eupeodes corollae is the source of this 1086-nucleotide messenger RNA. RefSeq names its product CD63 antigen. NCBI's taxonomy places the organism in Eukaryota, Metazoa, Arthropoda, Insecta, Diptera, Syrphidae. The record is from RefSeq and is a predicted model, not a curated record. The transcript is spliced from 5 exons. Gene Ontology annotation, cellular component: membrane. The coding region runs from base 173 to 913 and encodes 246 amino acids.